Molecule: messenger RNA, 542 nt
Organism: Camponotus floridanus (Florida carpenter ant)
Lineage: Eukaryota; Metazoa; Arthropoda; Insecta; Hymenoptera; Formicidae
Gene: Fabp
Exons: 3
Coding region: 68-472 (134 amino acids)
Molecular function (GO): lipid binding
Source: RefSeq, a predicted model, not a curated record
UCUUCAACGGCUUAUUCUAGUUCUGAUCUCCUGACUUGUGUGCGCGAUCAAUCCUUACUUUUCGAUCAUGGAGCACGUCGUCGGCAAAUACCAGUACAUAACGAGCGAGAACCUGGACGAGUUUCUCAAGGACAUCAACAAAUCCGAGUUCUCGGGCAUCUUGAAGUCUGCACUGACCGUGGAGGUCCAGGUGAACGAUGAUCAGUCGUUUACGGUCACCAUCACCAAUCCGGAAAGAAGUGUCACCAACACCUUUAAGCUCGGCGAAGUCUAUGAUGAGUGGUUUCCGUCCCAGAAAGUCCCUUUCAAGAGCGUGGCCACGAAACACGACUUAGGCUUCCAAUCCGAGACUUCCUUAUCUCCGGAUCUCAAACUGAUCAGAAUCUACGAAUUCACCGGCACCCAAUUGAUCGCGCACAUAUCCGCCAAUAAAAGUGACAUUACAGCCAAGCGUAUAUACAAAAAACUGUAAAGCUUUUUAAUUUAAAUACAUAGCAUGUAAUACGUAAUAAAUGGUUCUAUUAAAGAGAAGUGUGAAGAAA